AUGCCUGAUAAGGACGCCGGAACGCCCCGCGUUUUUCUCUACCGACAUGGAGAGACGGAAUGGUCACAGAGCGGCCGGUACACCGGCAUCAGCGAGCUCGAGCUGACAGAGCACGGCACCAAACAGGUCCUUGCGUCUGGCAAGAUCCUGGUGGGAGCCGGAAGACUUAUUGACCCCGAAAAACUUGCACAUGUCUAUAUUAGUCCCCGCCGGCGGGCGGCGCAUACCUUUGAGCUGGCUUUCAAUGACGCCGACAAGCAGCAGCUCAAGGAUGCGCAGAAGGUGUCUGAGACGGACCGUCUCGCCGAGUGGGAUUAUGGCCAGUAUGAAGGUCUGUUGACCAAGGAGAUCCGCGCGUUGAGGGCGGAACAUGGUCUGGAUAAGACCCGGCCGUGGGAUAUCUGGAGAGAUGGUUGCGAGGAUGGAGAGUCCCCGGAACAAGUUGCUGCUCGCAUCGACAGUCUUAUAGCCGAAAUUCGUGCUAUCCAUGCAGGCAAUAUGCACGGAGAGAAUCCAAGUGAUGUACUGCUUGUUGCCCAUGGGCAUACGCUGCGCGCGUUCACCAAGCGCUGGCUUGGCUAUCCGAUGGACUUUCCGCUGUCCAUGAUGCUGGAGCCUGGGGCUGUUGGUGUUCUGAGCUACCAGCACCAUAGCAUCGACGAGCCUGCUUUUCUGGUUGGAUACGGAUUUCCGCUGCAAGAGUAA
Aspergillus terreus NIH2624 is the source of this 705-nucleotide messenger RNA. Its product is annotated as histidine phosphatase family protein. The transcript is spliced from 4 exons. The record is from RefSeq and is a predicted model, not a curated record. The coding region runs from base 1 to 705 and encodes 234 amino acids. Gene Ontology annotation, biological process: ribose phosphate biosynthetic process. Gene Ontology annotation, molecular function: sedoheptulose-bisphosphatase activity. NCBI's taxonomy places the organism in Eukaryota, Fungi, Ascomycota, Eurotiomycetes, Eurotiales, Aspergillaceae.